Molecule: messenger RNA, 7236 nt
Organism: Coregonus sp. 'balchen'
Lineage: Eukaryota; Metazoa; Chordata; Actinopteri; Salmoniformes; Salmonidae
Source: the annotation of a GenBank genome assembly
CUGUGGUUCAAGCCUUGUUCAAAUUAUCAACACCAACAUUACAGUAGAUGACAAUUUAUGAAAUAUAUUCUUAGUUUACGUUAUAGCUAACAUAAUCGAAAUGGAAAUGUGAAUACUGAUUUGAUAUUUGCACAAAUUCGUCUUGUUCCAAGCGUUUGGCAAGGUAAGAAAUGUCUCUGUCUUGUUAGCUAACCUAGCUCACGUUAGCUAGCUAGCUUAGCUUGUUGACCCUUUUUGCUUUGCAGCUGGUAUACUGUAUACUCUUAGCAUGUAAUUUUGAGAUACAUGGGAUCGUUUUUCAUUAAAGAUGAUUAACGUUAAUUAAUUGCGUCAAAAAUAAUGUCCCAAUAUGAGCUUGAUAGGUGACCUACAUACGACAGUUGUUUCAGAUAACGUUAGCUAGCUGCUAACUAGGAAGCUUCAAACCCCCCCCCUUAAUAAUUAGAACAGACAGCUUGCUUUUCAAUCCAUCCAUUCUACUAUCAAUAAGAUUUUGGUGGAUACUUUUUAACAUAUAAUGUUAAAGAUGACAGGCAAAGGUCUCCAUGUAAACCAUAAAACGUAAUAAUAAUGUUCAUUUAGGCUUAAUUAAAUAAGCCUCAACAGCAUUUUUGUCUAUCACUACAUUUAGCUGUCAUUUCUACAUUUUGGUGAAAAUCUAAUUUCUGUCCAUAGAAUGGAUGACAUCAUUUCAGGUCAAAAUGAAAAGAACAAUACUGCAAGCAACACAAGUUACAGACGUGGCUUUUGUUAGCCGAUUAACUCCAGGAUUUACAAAAGAGUUGCGCAGCAACUUCACAACUAGCUACUGAUUUCAGCACCCAAAGAAUAGCCCACAAUUACAUACAAGAUUGUUCUGUGUAAUUGUGUGCUAUUCUUUGGUUGCUGAAAUCAAUAGUUUUUAUUAAAAAAUGUUGUGACCAUUUAUGUGACGUUGGCGCUCCAGUCCACCCACCCUAGACACUGCUCAACUCCAUUGUAAAUCAAGGAGUUGAGUUGAGUUUGCUAGGCUUUGUGAGUCCUGACUUGAGAAUAUGUGGGGAAUAAAUAUCUGUCAAUAAUCAAAUCAAAUCGAUUUUUAUUUGUCACAUGUGCCGAAUACAACAGGUGUAGACCUUACAGUGAAUUGCUUACUUACAAGCCCUUAACCAACAAUGCAGUUUUAUAAAAAUAUGAUUGACAUACCAAGCAACAGAGCUUUCAAAUUUGGAGAUGGGAGAGUCGGCCAUUCUACCAAGAGAGUCAAGAUACCAGCAAAAAUUGGUCAAACUAAGUGUCACAUUGAAACAGAGGUGGUCCCUGCGGAUAUCCCCUUACUAUUAAGCAAAGCUUCCCUCAAGAAGGCAUGGGCUGUACUAGACAUACAAAAUGACAAAGGCAGUGAUGUUUAAACAACCAGUGACCCUUGAACUUACUACCUCAGGUCACUAUUGUGUAAACAUUUUAGACAAAGACAUCACACAUAUCCAUGUAAAAAUGAGAUUCUGACAGACACAUCACAUGGAGAUUCUGACAGUCACAGAGAACAUGAACACAGAGGAAAAAAAACUAAGUAUUGUUAAAACUUCACAAACAGUUUGGACAUGCUACAGUUGAGACUUCUGAAAUUACUCAGCAGUUCUGGGAAUAACGAUGAUGAGUAUUUCCAUUCUACGGCAGAUAGUUAAAAGUUGUGAGAUAUGCCAGAAAUACAGCAAACCUAAGCCCAGACCAGCUGUUGAUUUGCCACUGGCUUCCAAGUACAAUGAAACAGUGACUGUAGAUCUACAUGAGUUAGGACCAAGUGUGUGGUACCUUCACAUAAUCCACCACUUCACAUGCUUCAGUGCUGGAAGCAUCGUGAAUACAAAGAAACCCAGUGAAAUCGUCAAGCACUUCAUUCAUUUCUGGAUAAGUGUGCAUGGCCCGCCCCAGAAAUUGUACAGUGACAAUGGAGGAGAAUUCAAUAAUAAUGAAAUAAGAGCAAUGGCUGAGAUAUUCAACAACUGCUGCAUACAGUCCAUGGAGCAAUGGACUUCUGGAGAGACAUAAUCAAACACUCACAGAGAUUAUGCUGAAAGUGAAGCAAGACAAUGGAUGUGACUGGAAAACAGCCCUAGAUUGGGCUUUGAUGGCAAAUAGCUCAAUGCACAAUGUUCAUGGCUACAGCCCAUACCAACUAGAGUUCGGGCAGAACCCUAAUCUUCCCUCUGUACUGGUUGACAAGCCACCAGCACUAGAAGGGACCAGUAUGAGUGCAUGGGUGGGACAGCACCUUUCAGCACUACAUGCAGCGAGAAAAGCAUUCACUGAAGCAGAGUGUUCAGAGAGAAUUCGCAGGGCUCUGCGUAAACAGCUUCGACCCACCAAUGAGAAGUACGAGACUGGAAACAAAGUGUACUACAAACGAGUUGACUGUCGAGUGGAAAGGACCGGGAGUAGUCAUUGGCCAAGAUGGUGUGGUGGUACUUGUGAGGCACCAUUGUCAGGGUGCAUCACUCAAGAUUGCGGAAAUAAAUGAUCAACAAGAUGGAGGGUCUGUUGCUGAAAAUGACAAAAAGGACACAUUAACAGACACAAACCUACCAGAUGUCACAUCCAAUGAAAUGGACACUGAAACGGACACAGGAAAUGGAGCAGAGACCUUCAACCAUGGCACAGGUAAUAAUGUUGAGGGUUCAAAUUAGGAAAACAUUCAACAACAGCCACGUGUUAAGACAACAUGGUGGUUCCAAUCUGAAAACUGGACAAACUGUUAAAUACAUGGACAUAGAAAGUGGUAUUCCACACACAGCAACCGUCAUUGGAUGAGCAGGAAAAUACCAGAACUGGUACAAUUUGCAGUACUCUGAACCAGCUACACUUUCUGGUACAACAGGGUCAGCUGACCUGUCACUUGUAGAUAAUCUUGGAAUUUAACCAAUGGAAAAUUGAGAAAAACAGAAUGACAUUCAAAAUGAUGAUGUACUUGAAACAAAGGAUGUGUCAUUUGACUCAGCUAAACUAGAUGAGCUCAGUAAUUGGAGGAAAAAUUGAGUGUUUGAGGAAGUCAAAGACGUUGGCCAAAAAUGUGUCUCAACAAGGUGGGUGUGUACUUUUAAAGAAUCCUUAACUGGAAUAGUGCCAAAAGCACGUCUAGUGGCUAGAGGUUUUGAGGAGCUGGCUGCUAAAGAACUCCCAAAAGACUCACCGACAUGCGCCUCAGUCACUCAGAUUGCUGCUGACAGUGAUCUGCCAGAAAAAAAUGGAAACUUCAUUCCAUAGACAUCAAAUCUGCAUUUUUGCAGGGAACAGAGCUGUCAAGGGACAUUCACAUCCGACCUCCGCCUGAAGCUAAGAUCGAAGGAACACUGUGGAAACUAAAAAAGUGUGUGUAUGGCCUGGCAGAUGCAUCACUCUACUGGUACAACAAAGUCAAGGCAACAAUGCUGAGUACAGAUGGAAAAAUGUCACAAGUGGAUCCUGCAGUCUUCUAUUGGCUUGAUCAAGACUGCAAUGUGACUGGAGUACUUGCCUGUCAUGUUGAUCAAAUCAAUCAAAUGUUAUUUGCCACAUGUGCCGAAUACAACCGGUGUAGACAUUACAGUGAAAUGCUUACUUACAAGCCCUUAACCAACAAUGCAGUUUAAAAAUGGCAAAUAAUUAAUUGAUGACUUCAUCUGGGGUGGCUCACAGACCUUUGCUACAACUGUGAUUCCACACAAAGCUGUUUUCCAGGUCGGCCGUGAGGAGCAUGAUAGUUUUUGUUAUGUUGGCAUAGAGUUUAUUACAAUUGACAGAUCAAUACUGAUGCAACAGGAAAGCUAUAUCAAGAAUCUUCAACCCAUCCACAUGGAUUCUUCAAGAGCCGUACAAAGGAAUUCCCCUCUCUGUGGAAUUGAAGCUGAUCAAUUGAGGUCAAAGAUAGGUCAAAUUCUAUGGGUUGCUAGACAGAGUAGACCUGAUGUAAUGUUUGAUGGCUGCAACUUGGCAUCCAACACAAAACACGCCACUGUACAAACCAUUCAUGAGGCAAACAAAGUUGUUCGUAAACUGAAAUCACAAGAAGUGACUCUAAAGUUUCAGCAUGUUGGAAAAGAUGACUCUCUGAAACUUGUCUUCAGUGAUGCUUUCCUAGGGAACCUUACAGAUGGAGGCACAAGGUGGACAUCUAAUCGUAUUAAUGGCUGAAGAAAGAAGAUUGUCACCUAUCUGUUGGCAGUCAAAGAGGAUCAGAAGGGGUUGUCCAAAGCACACUAGCUGGAGAAACCCUAGCUCUUGCGAAUGGAAUUGACAUUGCCAUCGUUCUGGCAACUCUGUUCUCAGAGCUUACCACUGGUGAGACAAAAUGGCACAUUCUACCUGUAGUUUGUGUCACUGACAACUACUCCUUAGUUGAUGCUGUCAAGUCAACCAAGUCUGUCACAGAGAAAAUACUUCAUCUUGAGAUUAGCAGCAUCAAGGAACUUAUUCAAGCGCAGAGAAUCCAGUGGAUUCUGUGGUCGGCCACAAAGGAACAGCUUUUUUUUAAUGAAGUGUAUUGGGCCUAUUGUAAUACAUAGCUAGCUAUCUAGCAAGCUAUUAUUAUGGGUGGCUGCCUUUUGACAUUUGACACCCUGUGGGUGGGGUAAAACAGUCCCCCUUUCUCUGAGGGAAAUGUUACCGUUAUUUAUUUUGGAUCUAAUCACAUAAAACGAAAUGUUUUUUCAGGAUGCAGGAUCUUCAAGACCUUGACAAUGAAACAUCUUGGCUUGUCAAAGAACUGGAGUCAAAUAUUGCUCAAGAAGCAGACUUUUUACCGAGGGAAACUGGCCUCAAUAUAAUGGAGUCUGCAGCAGAGGUAGGUAUUGCUAACCCAGUGACCCAGUUCUAUAUACUGUGCUUACCUUUCAGUAGUGUUUUGAUGUGCUAUUUUGAUGUUUUGUUGUGCAAUUUCCCAUUCAUUUUCAGAAUCACAAUGGAGUCUCUGCAAAAUGCAGAAAUGCCAAAGUUGAAGACCUGUGGAGCCUGACCAGCUUCUUUGGUUUCAGCACCAAGACAUUUGUCCUAGCUGUCAAUCUACUGGAUAGGUUCUUAGCCAUUAUGAAGGUGUGUAUUUUAAAGAUAUUUGUUUUGUGAUGUGGUCAUACUUAAUAUUCUACAUAAAUUGCAUAUUGUAUGCAUUUUGUUUAUUAUUGUUUGAUACCGGUGUUGUUUACGUUAUGUAAAUGUGCAUGCCUUUUUUAUUGUAUUUAUUAUAAUAAUAUAACUCCGCAGAAGUAGCCCAUUAAUGGUGACUAGUGUAUCACUAUAAUGGUAUCUUCACAGGUCCAACCUAAGCACCUGCCCUGCAUUGGAGUCUCCUGUCUCCAUAUUGCUGCCAAAAUGGUUGAGGACGAGUGCAACAUCUCACCCACCCAUGAACUCAUUCGCAUCAGCCAAAGCAAGUUCACCGUUUCUGACCUCAGCCGCAUGGAGAAGAUCAUCUCUGAAAAACUCAACUUGGAGUUCAAAGCCAUCACAGCCUUAACCUUUUUACACUUAUACCAUGCUGUCAUCGUAUCACUUACGUCAGAAAGGUGAGGACUUUGUUUCUCAAUUGAUCACUUUUUGCCUUAUGUCAUCAGUGAUGUAUUUUUCCAAUGGCUAGAAGCUGUAAAGUUGAUAUGCUAAUGAUCAGUUGACAUGAGGAUCACAUGAGAGUUCCCUUUAUUUUAAGGGGGGAGAUCCCAAGCAUUGGGAGACUGGAAGCCCAGCUAAAAGCCUGCUUAUGCCAGCUUGUUUUCUCUAAAGCAAAGGUAAGAAUUAUUCUCAGGCCAAUACCAUUUUAACUGAUAAGAAUGUUAACUUUGAGUUGCUGGAUUGAUACGCUUUUUCAUUUUUUUCUUCAGCCAUCGGUGCUGGCACUGUCUGUUAUUACUCAGGAAUUUGAUGCCCUCCAGUCCCUUGCCAUGUUGGAAAUUGUCCAAGAACUCCAAAGGCACCUAAAGGUAUUAUACAGUUUGACUUAGUUAUUAUAUUGUUAUAAUACAAAGACCCACUGAGGCUGACACUGACAUUAUACAGUAGCUUUACCCUGGCAUUGAACAAGUGAAAUCAUCUGACAACAUGCUACAUGGAAACUAGCACCUUCUGGCUUGGGAUGACUACUCUAUUUAUUUAUUUAUUUAUUUAUUAUAUUUAUGUCUUCUGUCAGCCUCUCGAAUGUUUACUGUUCCCUUCACAGAUUGUUGACAGUGAGUUACUCUACUGGAGGGGACUUGUGGCCAAAUGCAUGACUGAGUACAGCUCAAGUGAAUGUAACAAACCAGACAACAAAAAACUGGUGUGGAUUGUGUCCAGACGAACCGCCCAAAAUUUGCACGCAAAUCACUUCAGUGUCCCUGAACUGCCGACUAUUCCAGAGGGGAGCUGGGAUGAAAGUGAGAGGUAAACAAACAGCCCCUUUUAAUGCACUUUACUGUUUAAUAAUAUUUGAUUACAUUAGAACACCUGUGUGUGAACAUAAAGGCUAAUUAUUGAAUUGAACUGCAACGUAAUGCACCACAUCACUUCUACAUUGUACAGCAUUGCUAUGAUGUUUCAGGGAAGAAAGAAAAGUUAACUAAAUAAUAUGAAGAUAGUAAUGAUUACAUCUGUUCUCCCCUGCUAUAUAUAGUGAGGAUUCCUGUGAGGACAUGAGCUGUGAAGAGGACAGCCUGUGCGGCUCUCCUGGAAGCGACGCAGAGGGAGCCUUCUUCCCCUCAGAGUUUCGCAACCAGGGCAGAAAAUGAUACUCCUCUCCUUUUGAUGAGCUCAAAUUCUUGAUUGAGAUUAAAUGUGUAACCAGGGUGCUAACUGUAACUUUUCCCUAAAUGUAACUUUCGUUGUCGUUCGUAAAACAUUUCUGUUAAUUACUAUACUGUAUGUGUGACAGACGGGUAUCUAACUCGGGUUGCCUGCGCGCCUUGUUAGAUCUCUGAGCUAAAGCCUAGGUGUGGAAGCUAACAAAUCUUCCGGUCCAAAGUAAGUUUACUGAUCACGGGAGCGAGUGUAUUCAACAAACCAGCUCUGCUACAUAUGUAUGUAUUCUGGAAAUACUGAAGGACAGGCCCUACCAAGUGCCUGUGUUAAUCCAUGUGCAGUUUCUAAACUUUUGUUAUGAUUUUAGAUAAGAUCUUAGUGGAAUUUAAAUUGCAAUAUCUUGGCAGCUGACUGGCAAUAAGAUCUUUGAAUGCCUUUUUAAAUAUGCUCCUGGUGUCAAUCUAUGUCAAAACUUGACACAUUCCAGUUGAUGUUAAAGGGAUAGUUAACCCAAAU